Molecule: messenger RNA, 1419 nt
Organism: Penicillium brevicompactum
Lineage: Eukaryota; Fungi; Ascomycota; Eurotiomycetes; Eurotiales; Aspergillaceae
Exons: 1
Coding region: 1-1419 (472 amino acids)
Biological process (GO): regulation of transcription by RNA polymerase II
Molecular function (GO): protein dimerization activity; RNA polymerase II cis-regulatory region sequence-specific DNA binding; DNA-binding transcription factor activity, RNA polymerase II-specific
Source: RefSeq, a predicted model, not a curated record
AUGGCAGAAGCAGACUAUUUGAUGGAUUACAAAUAUGAAGAUCACAGCGAUCGCUCCAUCAUGAUCCACUCCGAUUACGAAGUGGAUCACCAGUUCAAGAGUCCCAACGAUAAGCUGGACCCAUCGCUUCUGAUCAUUCCCCCGAAUGGAUUGAGGGAUUAUUCUUUCGGCUCUUGGCAGGAAAUGUUCCCCACCAAUUUUAACAAUUUCUUAAUCGAUGAUUAUGAGCCCCAAGGGAUGAAGAUACACGAACAGAACGGGGCCCGAAACGAAAACAACAUGCAAUCCAUGCACAAACAGCCAGGUAACACCAUCGUGAGCAACCAAAUUACAGAGCCGCUCCGUUACAUGGCUUUCUUGGAUGAUGUUCCACUGGCCGAUUCUUUAGAUCAUAAUACCUUCGGUUCCUACCAGGCUCAGAGAAAAAAGAAUAUCCCACAUCUGAAUGGAAGCUUCUUUAACCACAACUACGUGGGCGACAAGCCGCAGUCCAGCUUGGAGGCCACAGACCAGACAUCUUCGGAUACGAAGGAUCCCCUGACCGCAAAUAUUUCCACUUUGAGGCCCUCCAACUUGAGCUACUCAAGAUCUGGUAGCGUUUCGGGACAUAUCAUGCAGGGUGAAGGAUUGCGGUACAGCCAUCAUAAUUCCCUUUCGAAAGAUAUAUUCGGCAGCAAGCGACCAUAUGGGGACUUGCCAAAAUUAUCAUUAUACCACCAGCCGCAUCCUGCUAGCAAUUCGGUAAGCGCCAACUUCGACAAGAACACCUCUGCCUCAGCCGAGCUCCAGACCCAUUCAAGCAAAGACACCAAGGGCCUCGAGUCCAUAGAAGCCAAGCGCCAACGACGUCGCCCUACACACAACCUAGUUGAGCGCCGACGCUGCGAUAAUAUCAAAGAACGCGUUCAGGACCUCUACAAUCUAAUCCCACGGCGUCGUCUCGAAGAGGAAGUUGUGCGCCAACAGUGUAUCAAACACGGUUCAUUAUGCUUACCUAGGGCAGGCACAGGCGAUAAAGCUAUCAUUUCUCUGCCGGCUCACGGUACUGACCGCUGCGCCACACCGCGUAACAUCACCGAAGACCUUCUCAUCAAAGAGAAACAGAGAAGACCUAACAAUGGCCAAAUCCUCUCCGGUACCGUUAGCUGGAUAAGCGACCUGAUGGGGACCCUGUACGUCAAGUACCAGCAAGAAGCCGAGCUUGCCCAAAUGAUCGACAAGUUAGGUUCAACAUGGCCCUUUGAACCUGCAGAGGAAGAUGAACGCAUGCGUAGCGAGAUCCUCGGCGCAAGCGACAAAAUUGACUCCAUAGUCCGGGCACAUUCACGUGGUCCUAGUAACAGUCUCUGCAUGCUUACGUACGCAGAUAUAACUGGUGACCAGAUCCAAAGCGGCGGGAAUGGCGACAUCUUCACCUAA